GAGUUGCAGUUACCGCCCUCCAGAGAACUCUCGGUAGCAUCCAUGAGUCAAACAAGUGGUGGUGAGGCAGGUUCGCCUCCUCCAGGUGUAGUUGCUGCUGAUGCUUCUUCAGCUCCUUCCUCUUCCUCCAUGGGCGGUGCUUGCAGCUCCUUUACCACCUCUUCCAGCCCCACCAUUUACUCUACCUCAGUCACUGACAGCAAAGCUAUGCAAGUGGAGAGCUGCUCCUCAGCCAUGGGGGUAAGUAACCGAGGGGUAAGUGACAACCAGUUAACCAAUCACACAGCCCAGCAGCAGCAGCAGCAGCAGCCACAGUCCACCCCGAAGAGAAACACGGUCUUGUACAUCUCGCCACCACCAGAAGACUUGCUGGACAACAGCCAGAUGUCCUGCCAGGAUGAGGGGUGCACGUUGGAGUCCGAGCAGAGCUGCAGCAUGUGGAUGGAGGAUUCCCCCUCCAACUUCAGUAACAUGAGCACCAGUUCCUACAAUGAUAACACUGAGGUGCCGCGUAAAUCACGAAAACGAAAUCCAAAGCAGAGGCCAGGGAUCAAACGCCGAGACUGUGAAGAAUCGACCAUGGAUAUCUUUGAUGCUGACAGUGCCAAAGCUCCUCACUAUGUCCUUUCUCAGCUCAGCACGGACAGCAAAAGCAACCUGAAAGCAGGAAAUGGAACAUCAGAAGUGGCAAAAGCAACUGGAGGGAAGAAGAGCCCUCUGUUAUGUGGUCAGUACCCUUCUAAAAGUGAGGGCAAGGAGCUGAAGAUACUGGUGCAGCCAGAGACCCAGCACCGAGCUCGCUACCUGACUGAGGGCAGCCGGGGCUCAGUGAAGGACGGAACACAGCAGGGGUUCCCCACUGUAAAGCUGGAAGGGCACAACGAGGCAGUGACCCUGCAGGUGUUUGUAGGGAACGACUCUGGCCGGGUGAAGCCUCAUGGAUUCUAUCAGGCCUGCAGGGUUAUGGGUCGAAACACCACACCCUGCAAAGAAGUGGACAUUGAAGGCACUACUGUCAUUGAGGUGGGCCUGGAUCCAAACAACAGCAUGACCCUGGCGGUUGACUGUGUAGGAAUCCUGAAGCUGAGGAAUGCUGAUGUCGAAGCACGAAUAGGCAUUGUGGGCUCCAAGAAGAAAAGCACUCGAGCAAGACUGGUGUUCCGCGUUAACAUCCCUCGGAAGGAUGGCUCCACUCUGACGCUACAGACACCGUCCACCCCAAUUCUGUGCACUCAACCAGCAGGUGUGCCAGAGAUCCUAAAGAAAAGCCUGCACAGUUGCUCUGUGAAGGGGGAAGAGGACGUCUUCCUGAUCGGCAAGAACUUUCUGAAGGGAACCAAAGUGAUCUUCCAGGAGAAUGUGUCUGAUGAAAAUUCUUGGAAAGCAGAAGCAGAAAUUGACAUGGAGCUAUUCCAUCAGAACCAUGUCAUUGUGAAGGUGCCACCAUAUCAUGACCAGCAAAUAACUGCACCUGUUUCCGUGGGAAUCUAUGUGGUGACCAAUGCUGGGAGAUCGCAUGACAUACAGCCAUUUACGUACACUCCAGACACAGCCGGUGCUCUGAACAUUAGCGUGAAGCAGGAGACCGCCAGCCCAGCCCAGCCCUGCUCUUUUGACGAAGCCGUCACAGUGAAUCCCAGUGGCUGCAACUUGGAGAAGGUAAAUAUCCUUCCCAGUGCCCUGAUAACUCCACUCAGGCCAAGCAGCGGGAUCAAGAGUGAAGAGGCUGCUCCAAUGGAACUUGCGGCUGAGAAACCAUCUCCUCCGGUCUUUAAGGCAGGCAGCAUAGUUGGGCCUUCUUCAGCGGCGCUGGAGAGCAGCCUGCCCACCAUGCUGGGAAGUGGCACUUUCUCCUCCUCGGCUUCUCACUUGGCCUUGGCUUCGGAGGGUGAACAGCAGCAGCUGCAGCCCAAAGCGUAUGCUCCAGAGGGGAUGCCCAGCCUCCAGACGCAAGACAUCGCCCAGCCGGGCAGCUUCCCAGCCGCCUCGGCUCCCGGCCAGCUGCAGAACAGUGACGCCUUGUUGCAGCAGGCAACUCAGUUCUCCUCGAGGGAGGCCCCGCCAGACCCUGCCGCGAUGACCCUGUCUCAGUUGGCCGAGGCUUCCCAGCAGCAGCAGCCCCCCCUGCAGGAGUCGGCCCAGGCCCUGCAGCAGCAGCAGCAGCAGCAGAUCUCGUCCACCAUGUUCUCCUCGGCGGAGGGGGUGAGUCAGCUGCAGAACACCAUCCAGCAGCUGCAGGCGGGGAACUUCCAGCCCAGCGCUGCUGGCAGCGGAGGAAGUGGGAGCGUGGACCUGGUCCAGCAAGUGCUGGAAGCUCAGCAGCAGCUGUCCUCCGUUUUGUUUUCUGGCUCGGACAACGAGGAUGUUCAGGAACAGCUCAACGUAGAGAUGUUCCAGCAGGUCAGCCAAAUGCAGAACCGUGUUAGCCCGGGGAUGUUUCCCUCCUCAGAGUCGGCCUGUUCGAGAGCAGAGGACCUUCUCUCCGGGAGGACCGAGAGCGCCCGCCAGCAGCCCGAGAGCUCUUUGUCCAGCCAGCAGCAGGCCAUGGAGACCUCUGCAGCGAUGGUGCUGGAGAUGCAGCAAGGCCUCUGCCAGGCUGCCGGCCAGAUGCAGCCGGACCUGUUCUCCUCCUCUACCACCUCCUCGGGAAACGGAAGCCUCCAGCAGCCUCCUGUGUACCAGCAAGCUUCCCACAUGAUGGGUGGGCUGUCGGCCUCAGAAGACAUGCAGAUGCAGUGUGAGUUGUUCUCUCCAGCCAAUGUGUCUGGCAACGAAGCUGCUACCCCACCCCAGCAGCAGGUCUCUGCCGGCGGACCCACUUUGUUUCAGUCUUCUGGCUCCGCUGAGAACGAAGAGGCCUCAGGCCAGGCCGAGCAGAUGCAGAACACCGUCUUUCAGGCCAUGGUCCAGAUGCAGCACAGCGGAGAGAGUCAGUCUCAAGUCAAUCUGUUCCCUUCCUCCGAGAACAUGAUGGCCGUCCAGGGUGGCGGGACGCAGCAGCCAGGGGGAGCCCUGUUCCAGCAGAGUGGGGAGAUGAUGUCUCUGCAGACCGGGAGCUUUCUGCAGCAGGCUCCCCACUCCCAGGCACAGCUUUUCCAUUCUCAGGGCCCGAUGGGAGAUGCCCAGAACAUCUCGCAGGAAACCCAGGGCUCACUCUUUCACAGCCAGAGCACUUCCUCUUCCUCUGAGCAGUUGCAGCCUCCAAUGUUUCACUCCCAGAGCAACAUGGGAGUCCUGCAGAGCAGUUCGGUUGUGCAAGACCAGCAGCCGAGCAGCAUGUUCCUCACCCAGAGUUCCAUGAGUGGCUCUGUCACGCAGGAGGAGCAGAUGCCAUUCUUCGCCACCCCGAGCGCCAUUUCUUCCCUGCAGACAUCUGCGAGUGCCGAGCAGCAGCCCUCAUUCCAGCAGCAGCAGCAGCAGCAGCAAGCAGCUCAGCUCUCCCACCUCCAGGGCCCUCUGCUUUCCCAAGAGCAACCCCAGAACCCGCAGCAGGGCCUGUUCCAGCCGCAAGUGUCCCUCGGCUCCCUCCCUCCCUCUGGGGUGUCCCCAAGCCAGCAGGGGGCCAUGUUCCAGUCCUCACACUCACUCGUGGCUCUUCAGAACAGCGCCUCAACUCAAGAGCAGCAGCAGCAGCAGCAAAAUAUGCGGUUCAGCAGUCAGAAUUCCCUGGGCCCAAUGACGUCUCAAGAGUCCAACAUGAUGUUCAGCGCCAGUCCCGGCUCGAUGGCCAGCCAGGAGCAGCAGCAGAGCCAGUCUCUCUUUCACCCCCCAACUGGCAUGAAUCAGGAGCAGCAGCCCAUGCAGUUCCAGAGCCAGAGACAGGGCUCUGCCCAAGCCGAGCCACAGCAGCCCACCUUGUUCCACAGUUCUCCCCAGAUGCAGCUGGUCCAGGGCUCGCCCGGCUCUCAAGAGCAGCCGGUCACCCUCUUCAUCUCUUCCGCUUCCAUGUCUGCCUUGCAGAGCAGCAUCAGCCAGCAGGAGCUGCAGCAGCCCUCCCUCUACUCUUCCCAGGGCAGCAUGGCCAACAUCCAGAGCACUUCGUCACCCCCCCAGCAGCAGCAGCAGCAGCAGCAGGCGGCUUUGUUCCACAACACACACAGUGGUGCCCUCAACCAGCUGCAGAACUCCUCAGCUUCAUCUCAGCAGACAUCUGGGAUAUUCCUCUUCGGCAUCCAAGACAACUGUGGCCAGCUCUUAACAUCUGGACCAGCUGCCAUGUCAGAUCAGAUGCUCUCCAUCAGUCAGCCACAGGGUGAGGCUCAGCAGUCUGUCACAACGCUCCUCUCUCAGCAACUGUCGGAGAGCACCCAGCUGCCUUCCGCCAUGACCCCCAAUCAGAGCAUGAAGAAGAUCGAUGACCUGCUGGUGUCUCUCCAGAACCAGGGGAACAGUAAUAUGGCCGGCUCCUUCUAAUGGCCUGGGAAGCGCCCUGAUGGGAAAGGAGACUGGGAAGAUCCCUUCAGCUCUUGUGACUAUUGGAUGUUUGGAGUCAAAUCCCCCCUCUCAAAGGAUCACCUGGACCCCAGGCCAAACGUAGCCUCCACCCCACUUUUGCAAGUGCACCCACAUUGAACCGCUGGGUAGGAGCCUCGGGAGAGAAGCUGAAGAGCUCCACUUUGCUGUGCCCAGGCCCGGGCGGUCCGCCUGUCUCGAGCCCUGCUGGGGGGACGCAGAGCCGGGCUGUUCAGGGGCCACUGCUGCUGGGCAAGGGAAGCGCGCUCCGGUCCGUCCUUCCCUUCCUUUCUUCACAGCCACUGGAGCUCCUGGGGAUGGGCCCCGUGUAUCUUUCUGUUACUCCAGAUCCUGAUCUGGCCGUCUCUGAUGACGACAGGUCCCGUGGUUGGCAGCUGCAAGUGGAAAUGGUUUCCACUGGACCAGGCGAGGCAAG
This is a messenger RNA of Gekko japonicus, 4888 nucleotides long. RefSeq names its product nuclear factor of activated T-cells 5, tonicity-responsive (gene NFAT5). Lineage: Eukaryota; Metazoa; Chordata; Lepidosauria; Squamata; Gekkonidae. The record is from RefSeq and is a predicted model, not a curated record. Gene Ontology annotation, molecular function: RNA polymerase II cis-regulatory region sequence-specific DNA binding; transcription factor binding; DNA-binding transcription factor activity, RNA polymerase II-specific. Gene Ontology annotation, cellular component: transcription regulator complex. The transcript is spliced from 13 exons. Gene Ontology annotation, biological process: calcineurin-NFAT signaling cascade; cytokine production; regulation of transcription by RNA polymerase II. Bases 43 to 4413 code for a protein of 1456 amino acids.